AUGGAAGACGAAUUAAUAUGGUAUUAUGUAGACACAAACGAAUAAGAGCCAGAAAAGUAAACCAAAGGACCUAUAUCAGUAAGGGAUAUUGAUGUUAUGCUAAGAACUAGUAUCAUAACUUCGCAUACAUUCGUUUAUAAGGAAGGAUUCACUGAUUGGAAACCAAUAUUUUUAGUAGAAGAGUUAAAAUUCUUUUUAGAUGAAUAAGAGCAUGAAAUGGUUUAAAUUACUUGUGGUAAAGAUAUAAAAGCAGAAGAAUAAUAAGGAUAGCAAAUUUAAUAAUAGGAUGAAAAAGAAAAAGAGGAAGAGGUUGAAGAGCAGGAAGAUGAUGAAUCAUUCUAAUAAUUGAAUGAUGAAUAAAGAGUGGAAAUUUUAAAGAAAAAAAUAGAGAAGAAUAGAAAAAAAUCACAAAAAGAAAAAGAAAAAAAAAAGAAUUAAUGGUACACACCAAAAAUAAAUACAAAUGUAUAUGUUGAAGGCUUACCAUAAGAUAUUACUAUGGAGGAAAUGAAGGUAUUUUUUAGCAAGGCAGGAAUUAUCAGAAUAAACCCAGAAACCUUAUAACCUACAAUUAAAAUAUAUAGAGAUUAAAAUGGAAAUUGUAAAGGUGAUGGAUUGAUUUCGUAUAAAAUGGUUGAAAGUGUAUAGACAGCUAAAGAAAUGUUAGAUGGACUUCAUAUUAGGCCUAAUGUUAUUGUCAAAGUAACUGAAGCAGUGUUUGAAUAAAAGGGAUAAUAUAGAAAAAGGGAGAAUAAGAAAGUUGAUAAACUCUAAAAGGCAUUAGCUAGACAAAAAGAAAUGACACAAUUGGCAGAGGAAGGAUAGGAAGAUGAUGGAAAAGGACUAAAAAUAUUGAUAUUUAAGAAUUUAUAUAGUCCUACAUAAGCCUAAAAUCCGGAAUUUAUGAACUAAUUAUAUGGGGAAUUAUUGUUGAAAAUAGAGUCUCUAUAGAUAUAUGUUCAAAAAUUAGAGUUCUUCAAAGAUCAUCCUUAAGGUGUGGCUAAGGUUAAAUUUCAUUCUGCGUAUGAUGCUGAGAUCUGUUUAUCUAAUUUGAGUGGAAUAGAAUUCAAUCAAAGAAAUAUAAAUAUAUAAUAUUGGGAUGGUAGAUAAAAUUUCAAAUCCAAUAUUGAGAGUAAGGAAGUUGAGGAAUAAAGAUUAGAUGAAUUUGGUUAAUGGCUAGAAUAGUAAGAAGAUAGUGAUUAAGAAGAUAAGUAUAAUUAAAUUGAAUGA
Molecule: messenger RNA, 1230 nt
Organism: Paramecium tetraurelia
Lineage: Eukaryota; Ciliophora; Oligohymenophorea; Peniculida; Parameciidae
Exons: 3
Biological process (GO): mRNA splicing, via spliceosome
Cellular component (GO): U2 snRNP; U2-type spliceosomal complex
Molecular function (GO): RNA binding
Source: RefSeq, a predicted model, not a curated record